AUGUGCAUGCGGUGGAGCCUUGUGUGCCGCUCCUGUUUGCUUCUCCCUCUUCCAUCUGUGUGUCGUGCGUGGUGUGCGGCGUACGGUGCAUGCCUGGCUGCUGCCCUCUCCUCAUGUGGUGUGCCCUCUGUGUGUGUCUGCUGCACCUCUCGUCUCCCCUGUUGCUCUCCAUGUCCCUCACUGUGCAGAUCAGCUCCACACCACCGAACGACCACACUCACGAUGACGACGUGCCGUCUGCUGUGCGCCCUGUUGGUGCUCGCCCUGUGCUGCUGCCCGUCCGUGUGCGCGGCAGAGUCUACUCAGCCUGAAGUUAAAGCUCCUGUCGCUGCCAAUCCACAGUCCCCUCCAUCGGUGAUACCAUCACAGGGGACAAGUCAGCCAGGGUCGCCAAGUAAUGGGUCCGGUGCGGAAAAGGGAAUUACUGCAGGAGUGGGACCAAGUUCGACCGCUGCAAGUCCGGAAUCAGUUGACGUGUCUAACACGUUACGAAAUCAUGAUACAGACGGUAAUCCAGGACCAGAAAUCGGCACAAGACAAUCCGCAGAAGAAGCAAAUCAGGAAGCCGAAGAUCCUGCCGAGAAGACCACGACGACGACUACAACAAAGGCACCAACAACGAUAACAACCACUACAACAAAGGCACCAACUACGACUACAGAGGCGCCAACCACGACGACCACCCGCGCACCGUCACGUCUUCGCGAAAUUGACGGCAGCCUCAGCGGCUCUGCGUGUGUGUGUGCCUCGCUGCUGCUUGCCGCAUCCGCGCUGGCGUACACCACUCUGGGCUGA
Messenger RNA from Trypanosoma cruzi, 795 nucleotides. Its product is annotated as mucin TcMUCII, putative. Lineage: Eukaryota; Euglenozoa; Kinetoplastea; Trypanosomatida; Trypanosomatidae. The record is from RefSeq and is a predicted model, not a curated record. The transcript has a single exon. Bases 1 to 795 code for a protein of 264 amino acids.